Messenger RNA from Mugil cephalus (flathead mullet), 2863 nucleotides. RefSeq names its product Rab interacting lysosomal protein. NCBI's taxonomy places the organism in Eukaryota, Metazoa, Chordata, Actinopteri, Mugiliformes, Mugilidae. Bases 394 to 1683 code for a protein of 429 amino acids. The record is from RefSeq and is a predicted model, not a curated record. The transcript is spliced from 8 exons. Gene Ontology annotation, molecular function: protein dimerization activity. Gene Ontology annotation, cellular component: ciliary basal body; cytoplasm. Gene Ontology annotation, biological process: cilium assembly.
GAGUUUCAGCAUGUACAUGUGUGCGCUCGCAUUACAUUGGUCAGGAAAGUAGGAGGAUCCUGCAGCUACUACACAACAGACUACUGCCCGGAACUGUCCAGCCUUUUAAUGCACUCCCCUCCGUGCGCUUACCUUUUUCUUUUUUUUUUUAAUAGGCUGCUGUAAUGUGACGAGGUGUUUGUUGUCUGAAGGAGAACAAGCUGCAGGUUAAGUUCAGACGUGUCUCCAGCGCGGACCUCAGCAGUACUCGCUGUAAACUUUACACCAACAACACCCGAGCUCGUUUUUUAAAGUUACGGCUCGUGUUCAUCUCGCGCUGACGAGCAACUGUCGGUUUCGAUAGCAGACGAUAAAGAGUGACAUGUGAGUGGAGGCGCCCCGCGCUCGGACACGAUGGAGACGGAGGACACGGAGAGCAGGAGCACGGAGCACGGCUGCUUGGACAAGACGUGCUCAGCUCUCACCGUCAACGACGUGUAUGAAAUAGCCAAACUAGUCGGCGCCGAGGUGGAGAAAGUCAUCGACGGCUACGGCAAAGAAAGCGUCGAGGGUCUGGUGCCGAGGAUAGUGAAAGUGCUGGAGCUGCUGGAGAGCUUCGCCUCUAGGAACCAGGCUCACAAGCUGAGGGAAGAGGAGCUGCUGAGGACCUUCGAGACCAUACAGCUGCAGCAGCAGAAGAGACGCGGAGGGAAAGACGGCGAGGAGGGCUUCUGCGGUGAAAAUGACACACGGCAGGAGUUGGUGCAAAAGGAGGAGCAGUGGAAGAAGAGGUGCGAGGAGCUUCAGGUCCAGGUACAGCAGCUCCAAGAGGACAGGGAGGAGCUGAUGAGCCGGCUGAAGGGCAGCCAUGCACAAGAAGACCAUGCUCAGCGACAGGAGCGGGAGGUGAUGCUAAAGCUGAAGAAGGUUGUGGAUAAGCAGAGAGAUGAACUGAGGGCCAAAGUCCAGGAGAUAACCACCAUCUCCAAAGAAGUGGAAGCGCUCCAGGAGCAGUUGGACCGCUUCAUGAAAAUGAACGCGGAGCUGCGACACAAGCAGAACGUGCUGCAGACCCAGCUGAAGAGCACCGUGGAGAGGAAGGCCGACAUGGAGGCCGACCUGAAGGAGAAAAGCCAAGAGAUAGAAAACCUCCUGGCACAGCUGGACAGAACCAACAGCAACAGCCCUUCGCAUCCAAGUCCGACUUCUAAGUCAGUGAAAAAGUCAACACCUGACCAGAAGGAUCCCGAUCAGCCGUGCUUUACCAAGAAGGAGGUACGAGACAUCUUGUUUGAGAGGAAUGAGCUCAAAACCAACCUCUUCCUGGUGCAGGAGGAGCUCAACUACUAUCAGAGAGAGAUAUUGAAUGAGGAGAGGUGUCCAGGCUUCCUCUUAGAAGCCGUCCGUUCUGCCAUCAAUAAAAAAAGAAAGCUCAUCAAGGCCAAGAUGCUCGGGAUCCCUGUCAACGAAUGCAACAGCAGCGAUGAGGAAGACAGGAGUUCGCUGUAUGGGCAGACAGAGGUGGACGGCACAGAAGUAGAUGGGCCUGACAAACCAUCGGAGUCACGCAUUCGGAACCUCUUUGGCUUUCUGACGCGGUCGAGCAGCGGCCGCAGCCCGACCCACAUGACUAACUCCACCUCCACCUGGGAGAUCAUCGGAGACUCAGAAGGCAACGAGGAGGCAGAGCGCCAACCGUCCUGAGUCUGGUACUGACCACCGAGUUUGCACUGUGACACUUCUCCGAUUUAGUCAGACGCCCUCCUCUCCCUCAGCUGGUUAUGUGAAUGCAGAGAGUAUAACACAAAAGUGUUAUGUGGGAGUGAGGACGGAGAACAUGUGAGCCCUUAAAGCUGAUCACUAUAUAGGUUCUACGAUGAUCUUGAUUCAUUUCCCACUUUGUUUAUUUUAGUUUUGCCAUACGUCUUCUUCUUUUCCAUUGGAGUUAUAAACAAGGGGACCUGUUUAACUACAGGAUAUUCGAUACGGUGGAGUACAGUAUUAAGAGGAACAUUUUUUAAAGAUUCUUCCUUUUGUAACAUUCAAGUAUUUAAAAAAAAAUCAUAUGUUCUUAAUUACGAGAAAGGCAUUUUAAAAAAGUAGAUUUUUAUGUAUAAAUAUUUAUAUACAUCAUCAAACAAAAACCAAAGACAAUAUACGUGUAAAUAUUCUGAAAUGAAACAAACUACAGGAGUAUAAAACACAGUAAAUUAAAGAGGGACAUUUGUUCUUUUUAUAACUGGUAAAAUUUAUUUUGCAGCAAGAAAUGAUCAUGUAACUCAUACCUCAGUGGGGGAAUUUUUUAGCAACAUGCAUUUUUCAUGAUCUCAAGCACUUCUAUGUUCAAGGUGUAGUACCAGUUUCUUCCAGCAGUGAGUGCAUUUUAACCCCUUAAGCCUUAGCUCACUGCUUGUAUUGUAGAAAAUAUAUUUUCUUAAUCGUAGUUCAGUCUCUGCACCGAGCCAAAGCUGAUGUGUAUGUAAUGGUUGUGCCAUAAGUGUGUUUUUGCCGGGAGUAUCAUCCUCUGCACAUUGAUUACUUUAAAACGAACUUCCUUGUGGUAAUGACACGUCUCCUUCAACUGACGACAACAUAAUAAACCCCCCCUGUUCCUUUUUAAACGUCUGAUAGUAGCUCUACUCAGACCUCCCAGUGGCAUUUUUUGAGGGACAAUGUAUGCACUUCCUACCAAUCAGACUUCCUACUCCUAAAAUACUGUGUUUUUGGUUUAUUUUUGUAAGCGUGUUUAUAAUGGAACGUUUCAGCUGAUGAAAACACAUUUAAAAUGUGAACCAUUAUGUGAGUGCAUUUUAUUGUAAGUGUGGAUUUUCUGUGACAUUUCAGUAAAAAUCCAUUAAACACACGACUUUGUUGAAACCUCAAA